Ostrea edulis (European flat oyster) is the source of this 2253-nucleotide messenger RNA. Its product is annotated as caspase-7-like. The record is from RefSeq and is a predicted model, not a curated record. Gene Ontology annotation, molecular function: cysteine-type endopeptidase activity. The transcript is spliced from 9 exons. Lineage: Eukaryota; Metazoa; Mollusca; Bivalvia; Ostreida; Ostreidae. Gene Ontology annotation, biological process: regulation of apoptotic process; proteolysis. The coding region runs from base 100 to 1383 and encodes 427 amino acids.
CGGAGAUGUUUUAGAACUCGGGUUCGACGUCCGAUGUGUCUAAAUAUAGAAAAAGGAAUUCCAUUUGUUUCAAACAAGCUAAAAUAAAGUAAUAAGCAAAUGGAGGAUGCUGAUCGCAGAGCGCUACAGCUGAAUCGAACGUUCCUUGUGAAGAACAUAGCUAAUCCCGAUGACGUCGCUGAUGGACUGUUCACCUUUGAAAUCUUCACUGAAGGAAUGAAAGAUGAAGUGGAGGUGGAAAAAAUUAAAGAGAAGAAGAUGAGAAAACUGUUAGAUAUUUUGCCAAGGCGGGGUCCACAGGCAUUUAAAUUAUUCCUGAAAGUGUUAAUGGAUACACAUAAUGAUCAUGUUGUCAAGCAACUGACAUCUGGCUCAUCCACCACGUAUACACCUCCUUACCACCAACAGGACGAGGAGGAGGAUCUACCACAAACAUGGCCUGAUCCAACGAGUUUAGAGGGAAAAUUGACAGUAAAAUUAUGUUCAAGUCAUAACACAAGAUUCCAAAAUGGCAGGUACUACAAAAUGGGUCGCAAUCCACGAGGCAGGGUUCUAGUCAUCAACAACAAAAUCUUCUUUGGUCCCCUGGAGGAAGAUGAAAGUGGCAAGAGAAGGGUGACCCUGGCAACACGAGAAGGAACGGAGCAGGACGAACGGAAAAUUUUCGAAGUCUUUGAACAGAUGAACUUCAUAGUGGAUGUGUACAAUGAUAAGAAAGGAGAGGACAUCAAAGACAUACUAAGACAGGAGGUAAAGAAAGAUUUCCACCGCACAGCAGACUGUUUCGUUUUGGUGAUCAUGACUCAUGGAACAAGUGGGUCUAUUUAUGGAACGGACGGCAAAACAGUAUCAAUCGAAGAAAUCAAAAAACAGUUCAAUGGCGAAAACUUCCCAGCCAUGGCCGACAAACCCAAAGUCCUACUGAUACAGGCUUGUAGAGGAGAUGAAAGAGAUGAAGGAGUAAGGGAGAGUACUCACAUUAACCAGGAAAUAAAGAAAGCAGAGGAGAUGGUGAAAGACCUGACUUUGAACUCGGAAACGGAUUCUCAUACCGAGAUAGUCACACCCACAAUGAGUCACAUGGUGGUUGCCACGGCAUCAACAUUAGGAAUGGUUUCCUUCAGGAACAAGAUGUAUGGUUCGUGGUUUCUUCAGGCUGUUGCUUUCAUAUUUGCUAGAUAUUCUUAUAAAGAUGAUAUUCUACAGAUGCUUACAAAGGUAAAUGAACUUGUGUCUCGAGGCAGGGCAAAGGACAGUAGCCAAAAGAAAGAAUUUGUGGCAAUUUCUGAAUUCAGCUCAACCCUCUCAAAAAGUCUUUACUUCUGUCCUGGUCUUGUGUCGGAGGAAAUUCAACAGAACAGAAUUCAACAAGCCUCCAGCUGACAGUGACUCUUUUACAAGCUUCCAGCUGAAAGUGUCUCUUCAACAAGCGCUAACGUGACAGUGAUUACUUCCUGUACUUUGUGUUAUGCAGAUUAUGAAAAAAUAAUACGCCAGUUUCGAGAUACGAAAUCUUCUGUAUAGGAGGUGCAUUUAGUGGAACUUGGAAUGCCUAAGUGGGACAGAGUGGACCUACAGCCAAUGAGGAAGACGAUGAAAUGUAUUAAAAGCGGUUUCUCUUUAAAUAUGUAAAUGUAGGAAAUUAAAUACAAAUAGUAUCGAAAGAAAUGUUUUACCGAAAUGGAAACAUACAAACAAUGUCAUAUUUGCAAGAAAUAUCUUAGAUAUGGUAGAUCUACUUAUGAUCAAUAAAAUAACGUGAUAGGAUAAGAAUUCUAUGUAUUUAAUUACUUAUCACUUACCGCUACUUAGUUUGUGUAUUAUUUGAAUUCGGGUGAUGAAACAUCGUAUGAGAAACUUACUGAGUACAUUCACUUGCGCAGUGACGAAUAUUUGUCCCACUCCCGCGUGUAAACAAAUUCUUUCGCGCCUUACUAUGCACGAGAGUUCUCCAAAGGGAAAUAACUCAGACGUAUCUCGAAACCAGCGUAUUAUGCAUGACAAACAACAUUAUUUGGUGGUGUUGAAAUUCAAAUGAAAAAUUAGUAUAAAAAUAGUAUCCAAAGAGUGGAUUUGUUGCAUUUAACAAAUUAAUGAUUAGCGCACUUGAUUUCAGAUGUAAUGAUCUCUACAUACAUGUAUGCCAUGAUUCAUUUGAUUUGAACAGAGAUGAAUGAAUAUGAAUAAUUCAAUGACUUUCUCACUAAAACCAUUUUGGAUCAUAUAAAUUUCUCAGGCCACUGAUGACCAUCA